UGCGUUGUGAUUGAAUUUCUCGCUUCAUCGCUCGCAACAAGUAUAAUUUCAUAUUUUUCUUCUCAAAACAAUCGCGUAGAUUAUCUUUAUUAGGACAUUUUGAGUUUCAUUACAGAACCGCUUGUCCCCGCCCGGCCUCCGGUCCUUCCUGAUGUGGGUGUGGACACAGAUGACUACACAAAUAAUGGCGGAGAAGCUGCCAAAGUCUUCCUCCUGAAAACAGUUUCGCGUCGAGCGUAGUUUGGCGUCCCUCGUCCGGCUGCGGAGCGUAGCUGGCAUGCUGUGUCAGGAUGGGAAAUCUUUUUGGGAAAAAGAAACAGACCCGAGUGACGGAACAAGACAAAGCUGUUCUGCAACUGAAGCAGCAGAGAGAUAAGCUGAGGCAGUACCAGAAGAGGAUCAAUCUACAGCUGGAGAAGGAACGGCUUUUAGCCAAACAGCUGCUGAAGGAUGGCAAGAAAGACAAAGCACUCCUGCUGCUGAAGAAGAAACGCUACCAAGACCGGCUCCUGGACAAGACGGAGAACCAGAUCAGCAACCUGGAACGAAUGGUUCAAGAUCUUGAGUUCGCUCAGAUUGAAAGGAAAGUCAUCGAUGGGCUCAAAGUUGGAAACGAAUGUCUGAAGAAGAUGCACGAGGUGAUGUCUGUGGAGGAGGUCGAACGGAUCAUGGAUGAAACCCAAGACGCCAUCGAGUACCAAAGGCAAAUAGACGAGAUGUUGGCCGGUUCCUUAUCGCAGGAGGAUGAAGAUGCUGUGCUGGCUGAGCUGGAGGCCAUAACUCAGGGAGACCUGGAGCUCCCUGAGGUUCCUGCAGACAAACUGCCAGAGGUCCCAGAAGCUGCCGAGGAGAAGCCAGAGCGGGAACGUCCGAAGAGGAAGCCGGAGCGAGAGAUGCUCGCUGCCUAGAACCAUCAGCGACCUCCUCUCAUUGACUCGCCGGCUGCUGAAGUUGUUCACGAUCCAACAAACCACACAAACAUUUAGCCGGAGAGUUUGUUCUCCUCCUCCGAUGAGGCGAAACGGCGACAGCGGCGACGGCGGCCACGUCGGUGGCUUCCUCCAUCCCAUCCAGCGGCUGUUUGUACUCACGUGAAGCCAGUCUGGUCCAGUUCACUGCGGCGUCCUGCAGAAAUGCUGACUGGAACCGUGAAGACCUGUGAGAUCAGAUCAUUGUGCCUAACCUCCGUCUGAUCAGCGUCUUUGUUCACCACUGAAUCAUUUUACUCUAACUGCAUGGCUGCUUUUUGAUUUAUCAGGUUAUCUUUGGUUUGUCAGCCUUUAAAGGGUCAGUUCAACUCAAAUUACAAAAAGACAUAUUUACCUAUUUACCUGCAGCUGGUUUUAUCUGGUUGUUUUCUGGUUUAUUUAUACCUUUAUGCUGACGAUACUGUGUUUUUAGGUUGCCUCUCUGUGCCAAUAUCCUGAAUUUCUUGAAAUUUGAUGCAAACAUUCACUUAAAUUUGAAGAAUAGCUGAUUAGAGUUUAGUAUUCAAAGAUAUCUGUCUCCUCACAAAACACACUUCGAGCCAUAAUUCACCAUAAUACAAGAAUUUAAUAUAUUAAAUAUGAUAAAAUUUGGCUCAAACAUCUAAACAGAGUGCACACAUAGUAAGAAACCAGCAGCAAUGUGGCGACCGGAGAUCUUUGGCGAACAAAAAGUUAAACUAAUCUCAACUUUGAAGUGAUGAAAAUGAGGCGUCUACCAAUUCAAGCUAAGGCUACACUAGAUACUGAGUUCAACAAACCACCUCCACAUGGAAACAACAUCCACAACGUUGGUUCCUUCCCUUUUAAACGCAAUAAAAUAAAAAUUUUAAAAAAGUAAACUCAGAACUCAGAUAAAAUAUCUGUUUUUUUAAACAGCUAUGGCUUCUAUCUAUUAACUGUGUUAUGUGUGAACUUUAAGAAACUACGUAAGGAUACGUUGUCAUUGUUGAAGUGAACUUUAGCUAGUUUCAUGCUUUGAGGUGAUGAAAAUGAGGCGUCGACCAAUGAGAGCCAAGGAUAGAGUUGAUACUGAGUUCAACAAAAGCCCUCCACAUGGAAGCAACGUCCACAACGUUGGUUCCUACCAUUUCAAAUGCAACUAAAUUAAAAAAAAAAAAAAAAAAAAUCCACUCAUCUGUUUUUUGUUUUGGUUUAAAAAACAGUGAUAUGUGUGAACCAAAAACAGCUAAAUUAAGCUAAAUGGUCACUGAUGAAGUCAAAUUGGCUAGUUGGCUACUCUUUAGGGUUGGUUACCAUGGCAACCAGAGCCUGUAACAUCCCCUAGCAACCAUUUUACUAUUGGGAGGUUAUUAAUAUGAUAAAAUAAUAUAGUAAUGACAUUUUGCUUCACAUUUAAAAUUGUACCUUUUUAUUAUUUUUUUGAACACAUUUCUGGUCGUAACUUAGCAGCAAAUGAAUCAGAAGGAGCGACUGUGACUAUAUUUCACAUUUGGUGGGGUAAAAUCAGCUGAUAUUGGUCUGGUGAGGAUGUUAACUAACGAGACUCAGUGCUGUAAUUCAGUUUUGUGGUUUCAUUCCUCGAGUCUGGUAGAAACUUUGCGAAGAAUCCUUCAUCCGGACAACAUUCUCAGCUCUCUCUUAGUCCUCGAUCAUGGCUUUUUUUCUUUUCCUUAAAAUCAAGUUUGCACUCGAAGGAUCCUGUUUCAAAUUUGCUGCAGAAAUGAUGAAGAAAAUGACAAAGUUCCUAAACGAAAGAAGACGUUUGAUCAGUGGAAAACCAGAAUGCUGCAGAAGACGAAUAUCUUGAAGUUUGAGUUUUGUUUUUUAAGCCUGAAUUCCAGCAAACACAGCCACACUCUGGAUUGUGAGUCUUUAGAGACAUACUGUAGAUAGGUAGAGAAAUACAACCGCAAGGUGUUUUUUAUAGUUUUUUUCAAGGUUUCAGAUACAAUCUCUGAAUUUCUGCUUCCACCUCAGUGCAAGACAUGAACAGAAUUUCAUUUGUGACACUCAAGGACUUUAAGAAUUAGAUUGAACUAACUCAGCAGCAGCUUUUUGAACCAGAAAACCUAGAAAUCAACACAAAGCCUUAAUUAGAACUGCUUUCUGCAUGCCUGAAUCCAACUGAAAUGGAUUUGUUACGUUUGCUGCAGCUUCUAUGUCAAUAUUCAAGAAAAAAUCUGUAACCAAAAGGGAAAAUUUUUACAUUUUACAUAUUUUUUUGGUUGAAUGAUGGGGCCUUCUGUCUUUGGAAUGCCAGAAUACAUCUAUUUAAGAUAUAACUUUCACUAAAGACCUUUUAUUUCUGCCUUUUAUUGAUAAAAAACUGUAACAAAAACUUGAUUUUAGCUGCAAAAAGAAUGACUUGAACGUUCAGCUGGAUUUUACAAUCAGAUAACACUAGCUGCAUAUUUUUCUUGUAACUUGGAUGAACUGACCUUUUCAUUUUUUUUUCUAGAAUUAUUAUUACUAUUACGCUCUGUAAAGUCUUAUCGUCUCACACUCCAGGCCUUAUCUCCAUCCGUGUUGCCCUUACCUGCCCCUCGCUGGAACUUUUCCCAAACUACCGAAAACACUUUGCGUCACUUUGGUGGAAUAUUCGUCUCCAUCUGACCCCUUUUCAAGCAGCUUAACUAAUCUAAUUCUGUGCUCUCCUUGUGGAUUAGUUCAGUGUCAUUGCAGAAAGGGCUAAUCAUAUCUUCCGUGGGCUCUACCUCCGCAGCCCAGACAACAGCUGGUAAUCUCCUCCACGUAAUAACUUGACAGAACGUGGAUCUUUACCCGGCAGUAUUAUCCACACCGUAAUUAUUUUACUGCUCACAUCAACGCUGGGAGUCGCUUCUAUAGAUACAUGUUAAACCGCGGCAACAACAGUGGCCUACAUCUGUACAGCUUAAGCAUCUCUGAAGAUCCAUCUAACUAAUCUGUAAAUCAGUUAAUCUGGCAGACAGAAAACAUCGAUGACUAACGCUGUCAGGCAGCAAACCGCUCACCUCCACGUGGAAGUUGUACCUCUAUAUCUCUGUAUAUUCUUUUUACAAUAAAAGUGUUUUUUUUUUUU
This is a messenger RNA of Amphiprion ocellaris (clown anemonefish), 4011 nucleotides long. RefSeq names its product charged multivesicular body protein 6b (gene chmp6b). The record is from RefSeq and is a predicted model, not a curated record. The transcript is spliced from 8 exons. Lineage: Eukaryota; Metazoa; Chordata; Actinopteri; Pomacentridae. Bases 291 to 908 code for a protein of 205 amino acids. Gene Ontology annotation, biological process: late endosome to vacuole transport via multivesicular body sorting pathway; vesicle budding from membrane. Gene Ontology annotation, cellular component: multivesicular body; ESCRT III complex.